CGAAGGGAGCUUCCUGGCCGGAGCCGGCGCGGCGGGACUCGCGGAGGUUGUGAGACCGGCCUUCCGGGCGCCAUGCCGUCCGCGUUCUCCGUCAGCUCUUUCCCCGUCAGCAUCCCCGCCGUGAUCACGCAGACGGACUGGACGGAGCCCUGGCUGGUGGGGCUGGCUGCCUUCCACGUGCUGUGCCUGCUGCUCACAUGUUUCUCAUCCCAGAGGUAUAAGCUACAGAUUGGGCAUUUCCUGUGCCUGGUGACUUUAGUCUAUUGUGCUGAAUAUAUCAAUGAAUUGGCGGCCAUGAACUGGAGAUUAUUUUCAAAAUACCAAUAUUUUGACUCCAGGGGGAUGUUCAUUUCCUUAGUAUUUUCGGCACCACUGCUGUUCAAUGCCAUGAUCAUCGUGAUCAUGUGGGUGCGUAAGACUUUGAGUGUGAUGACAGACCUGAAGAGCUUGCAAGAGAAGAGAAAAGAGAAGGGAAGGAGGAGGAAAGAAGAAUGACACGGUGGCAGCCACCCCGGGUCAGGUCCCCUCCACCGUGUUGUCUCUGGUUGGGGCACCUGUGGCACAGGCCCUCUCGGCAGCUGACUCCUGGCUUGAAAGAGGUUCUUCUAUCCUUUUUCCAUCCACAGGGAUAGAGCACACGCUGAAGCUGGCUUUUAUAGCAAAGCCUAAUCUGUGUCCAUGAGGACACUUCUUAAACCUGGAUCUGUCCAUAGAGUGUUUGGGGUUUUUCUGAUUCAGCUGUAGGGAUAGUUAUUCAAUUUGAAGUAGUUCAUGUCAUUUAUGUGAUUAGCAUUAAUCAUAAAAUGCUCAGUCAGUAUUAAAUAUGUGAAGCUAAACAGUAAACAGCAUCAUCUUCUUUGUGGGCACCGUUACCUGCGCAUCGCACAGUGCGUUCUAGUCUACAACAGUGGCUCAGCUGAGGGCAGUGUUGCCCCGGGGGACAUGGGACAGAGUGUGGUGACAUGUUGGUUGUCACUGGAGGGGAAGGAGCUCCUUGCAUGCAGCAGGCAGGGCCCAGGAAUGCCACUGAACACCCUGCCGCAUGCAGGACACCCUGCCACAAGGAGGAUCUGACGCACACGCCAGCAGGGCCGAGGCCCAGAGGCCUUUGAGGCAAGGUCUAGAAAGCACAUCCGGUCUCAGUGUAAUGAAUGAGCACUCCACAAAUGUCCCCACACGCUAGGCCCUUUCAGACAAAUAGGAUCAGGGGCUACUUCACUGAAAAUAUUUUUAGUUAAGGUUUUAAACUGGAACGGAGCUGUAAGGUCAGAAUUCCGUGGAAAAGAGCGUGUUGGGUGAAUGAACCCUUUCAUUUUUUUGUUUUUCAGGAUGCAAACUUACAAAUACAGAAGUAUUCAAUGAAUAAUUUAGUUGUUUCUGCCAUAUUUACGACACAGGUAGAUUAUGUUCCUUCCUAAGUUUCACAUUUCUAUUUUCUUGGCAGUGUGAGUGCUCAGGAACAUAAUGCUGUCAAUUCUGGUAGAACGAGUGUGCUAUUACUUCACAAUGUCUACUUUAUAAAAUAGCUCGGGUUUGGUACGCUCUUGGCUUCUGUCAAAUCUGGAGCUGUAGCUUGAGAAGACAGGUGCUUAGAGACCCAAAUCUUUAAAAACAUAGUGUUUAGUAAAGGGAAUGC
Molecule: messenger RNA, 1636 nt
Organism: Cynocephalus volans (Philippine flying lemur)
Lineage: Eukaryota; Metazoa; Chordata; Mammalia; Dermoptera; Cynocephalidae
Gene: TMEM18
Product: transmembrane protein 18
Exons: 5
Coding region: 73-495 (140 amino acids)
Cellular component (GO): nuclear membrane
Source: RefSeq, a predicted model, not a curated record